CGCGGAUGAUCGCCCAUCUGAGGAUGUUGUUAUGGCGACCGGGUGUAUAGCCACCAUCAUGGAGGCAAUGGGUUCAGCAUCAGAGCCCUACAUUGAAGAUGCCGUUGCCCUGGCGUUGCACCUUAUUGAGACAACUGAUGAAUCCUCAGCAAAGGCUAAUUGUGCAUAUCUUCUUCGGGUAUUGGUAGAGUGCUUUCCAUGUCGCUUUGAUAACGUUUCCGCUAUAAAUCCACUGCUGCAGGCACUUUGGGGAAUUGCUGGAAGCCAAGACGAGAUUCCCGCGGCGGUAGACAAUGCGGUGUCUGCGACAUGCACAAUGGUGCGCUUUCUCUCACCGACUACCAUUCCCCUUUCAUCUGUUGUCCCUGCGCUGCUGGAACGGAUACCGAUGCGUGUGGAUCGAACCGAAAACGCCAAUGCCAUUCGAACAAUCAUACACCUUCUGACAUCACAGCGAGAAUUUACAAAGUCGCACGUUUGGAUUGCGAUGGUGCGCUGCGUCGCCACCGUGCUGGCUGCACUGACCGUGGAUGAGGAGCAGAAGCAGCUGUUGGUCGUUCAAGGGGCCAUCCCUUUCAUUGAUAUUUGCCGAACCGAAUGGAGGGAAACAUGUGCACAGCUGCCAGUGGAACUACAGGCCGCCUUGGAACGCUACGGCUGUUACUGA
Molecule: messenger RNA, 667 nt
Organism: Trypanosoma cruzi
Lineage: Eukaryota; Euglenozoa; Kinetoplastea; Trypanosomatida; Trypanosomatidae
Exons: 1
Source: RefSeq, a predicted model, not a curated record